Molecule: messenger RNA, 4560 nt
Organism: Tripterygium wilfordii
Lineage: Eukaryota; Viridiplantae; Streptophyta; Magnoliopsida; Celastrales; Celastraceae
Product: DExH-box ATP-dependent RNA helicase DExH3-like
Exons: 20
Coding region: 664-3882 (1072 amino acids)
Cellular component (GO): intracellular anatomical structure; nucleus
Molecular function (GO): ATP binding; RNA binding
Source: RefSeq, a predicted model, not a curated record
AUAAACCACCGGAAAAGUGGAAACAGUUCGCAUUCGCCGGAUAAAACCCCUCAAUCGAGUAGGUCUGACCGUCAGGGGCGGCCAGUGUUGCUGUACGAAGCGACACCACCAGUCCUCUAUCCCCUAACCAGUCCCAAGACCUUAAUUUGCUGCAAAUGCGAAAAACCUGAAAUCAACAUAUACGCGCUACAACAUUAUGAACUAUUCUGCUAGUAUUUUACAAGGUUGUAUCAGAACCACGACCACCAUGUCCGUACGACCCACUUCUCUCAAUUUCCACAAAACCCCUAAAACCCUAAAGCCCUCACUUUUCUUCCCGUCUGUUUCAAUGAGGGCCCAGACCUUGCCUCAAAAGACUGUGUAUUAUGUUCCCCGUUACUUGAGGCCCAAGGUGGUAAGGUCCUCUGGUUCUGGGAUUACGUGUUUGAGCGCAUCUGCUUCUUCCAGGAGCUCUGGGUUGGAUUUCAGGAGCGUGGCCUUGCCGUAUCUGCGGCAGCAGAACUCAAAUUAUGGCCGGUACGCGUACCGGGAUGAGUCCAGCGAUGAUUCUGAUUACGAAUUAGGUUCGCCACAGCAGCAAACGGGGGAGAAAAGCACACCCUCGUCUCCUUGAAGGGUGCUUCAACGGUUGAUAACAUUGAUGAGUGGAGAUGGAAGCUAACCAUGCUUCUGCGCAACAAAGACAAUCAAGAAGUUGUGUCGAAAGAGAAAAAGGACAGACGUGAUUUUGAGCAACUUUCAGCACUGGCAAGCAGAAUGGGUGUACAUUGCCGUCAAUACGCAAAAGUAGUUGUCUUCAGUAAAGAGCCUCUGCCAAAUUACAGAUCUGAUCUUGAUGAUAAGCGUCCACAAAGAGAAGUGACCUUACCUUUUGGACUUCAAAUGGAAGUAGAUGCUCAUCUUCAAGCUUACCUAUCCCUGAAGUCCAUGGAUAGGGCAAGGUUUUCAGAUAAUACCUUUUCAAGAUCAAACACUGAUGGAAGUAUAACCACAGAUGAUGGGCUUUAUGAACGGCAGGAGCCCGUGAUGCAAAAUAGUGUUAUCAUGGAGAGAAUCCUUCGACGUAAAAGUUUGCAAUUGCGUAAUAAGCAACAAGAUUGGCAGGAUUCUCCCAAUGGGCAAAAGAUGCUUGAAUUUCGUAGAAGUCUGCCUGCAUACAAAGAGAGGGAUUCUUCAUUAAAAGUUAUUUCAGAAAAUCAGGUGGUUGUCAUUUCAGGGGAAACUGGUUGUGGGAAGACCACACAACUUCCUCAAUUUAUACUAGAAUCCGAAAUUGAAGCUGCUCGUGGAGCUGCCUGUAGUAUCAUAUGCACUCAACCUAGAAGAAUAUCUGCUAUGUCUGUUUCUGAAAGAGUCGCUGCAGAGCGAGGAGAGCAGCUUGGUGAAUCUGUUGGUUAUAAAGUUCGGCUAGAAGGCAUGAAAAGUAGGGACACUCGCCUUCUUUUUUGCACGACUGGCAUGCUAUUGAGGAGAUUACUGGUUGACAGAAAUCUGAGGGGUGUUACUCAUGUUAUCAUUGAUGAGAUUCAUGAACGUGGAAUGAAUGAAGAUUUUCUUCUUAUCGUCUUGAAGGAUCUCCUUCCUCGUCGACCAGAAUUAAAGUUGAUUCUGAUGAGUGCAACUCUAAAUGCAGAGCUUUUCUCUUCUUACUUCGGUGGUGCCCCAACAAUUCAUAUUCCUGGUUUUACUUAUCCGGUUCGAGAACAUUUUUUGGAGAACAUUCUUGAAACGACUGGAUAUGGGUUGAAUUCAUAUAAUCAAAUCGACGACUAUGGUCAGGAAAAGGUUUGGAAAAUGCAGAAACAAGCACAAGCUUUCAGAAAGAGAAAUAGUCAAAUUGCUUCUGCUGUUGAGGAUGCGCUCGAAUAUGCUGAUUUUAAGGGGUAUAGUCCACGUACUCGUGAGUCCUUGUCGUGCUGGAAUCCUGACUCAAUUGGCUUUAACCUAAUAGAGCAUGUGCUUUGCCACAUAGUCAAGAAUGAAAGACCUGGUGCUGUUUUGGUUUUCAUGACUGGUUGGGAUGACAUAAAUGCUUUAAAGGAGCAACUCCGAGCCCACCCCCUGUUGGGUGAUCCUAGUAGAGUUGUAUUGCUUGCUUGCCAUGGUUCCAUGGCAAGCUCUGAGCAGAGGUUAAUAUUUGAUAAGCCUGAGGAAGGGGUGAGGAAGAUAGUUCUAGCUACUAACAUGGCUGAGACUAGCAUCACCAUCAAUGAUGUGGUUUUCGUGGUUGAUUGUGGAAAAGCAAAAGAGACAUCAUAUGAUGCACUAAAUAACACUCCUUGUUUGCUUCCAUCAUGGAUCUCAAAGGCAGCUGCGCGGCAAAGAAGAGGGAGAGCUGGGCGUGUUCAACCUGGCGAAUGUUACCAUCUCUAUCCUAGAUGUGUACAUGAUGCAUUUGCUGAUUACCAAAUGCCUGAACUCUUAAGGACGCCAUUGCAGUCUUUAUGCUUGCAAAUCAAAAGUUUGCAACUUGGAAGCAUUUCAGAUUUCCUGUCUAGGGCCUUACAGCCCCCUGAGCCGCUCUCAGUUCAAAAUGCUGUUGAAUACUUGAAGAUAAUUGGGGCUUUAAAUGAGAAUGAAAAUUUGACAGUCUUAGGACGCAACUUAUCGAUUCUUCCAGUUGAACCAAAACUUGGGAAAAUGCUGAUAUUAGGAGCUAUUUUCAAUUGCCUUGAUCCGGUAAUGACUGUUGUUGCUGGUCUUAGUGUCAGGGAUCCAUUCUUAAUGCCCUUUGACAAGAAAGAUCUUGCUGAAUCUGCAAAAGCCCAAUUCUCUGCUCGCGACUAUAGUGACCAUCUUGCACUUGUCCGAGCAUAUGAGGGGUGGAAAGAUGCUGAAAGGCAGCAAUCUGGUUAUGAGUAUUGUUGGAGAAAUUUUCUUUCUGCACAAACUCUGAGAGCAAUUGACUCUCUAAAAAAGCAGUUUUUCUGUCUACUGAAGGAUGCUGCUUUGGUUGACAAUGUGGAAAACUGCAAUAGGUGGAGUAAUGAUGAGCAUCUUGUUCGAGCAGUCAUCUGUUCAGGCCUGUUCCCUGGGAUAUGUUCUGUUAUGAACAAAGAGAAGUCUAUAGCAUUGAAAACAAUGGAGGAUGGCCAGGUUCUUCUCCACUCGAAUUCUGUGAAUGCUGUUGAACCCAAGAUUCCAUACCCAUGGCUAGUUUUCAAUGAAAAGGUGAAAGUGAAUGCAGUAUUCCUCAGAGAUUCAACUGGUAUAUCUGAUUCUGUGCUGCUUUUAUUUGGAGGGAACCUUUCUCAGGGUGGACUAGAUGGACACCUAAAAAUGUUAGGAGGGUACUUGGAAUUCUUCAUGAAACCCACAUUAGCAGAAACUUACUUGAACAUAAAGAGAGAACUUGACGAAUUAAUUCAGAAGAAACUUCUGACUCCUACGUUGGGCAUGCAAUUCCAUGAUGAGCUCCUAUCUGCAGUAAGAUUGCUGGUCUCUGAAGAUCGAUGUGAAGGUAGAUUUGUUUUUGGUCACCAGGCUAUAGCACCCUCAAAGAAGGCAUCAAAAGCGACAUUACCAAGGUCACCUUUACGAGGUGAGACUGAAAUUGAGGGUGCUAAUUUCAAGAAUAAGCUACAAACAUUGCUUGCUCGGGCACGACAUGAAGCUCCCACCUAUAAGACAAAACAACUUAAAAACAACCAGUUCUGUGCUACUGUGAUCUUCAAUGGGUUGAACUUUGAGGGGCAGCCUUGCAGCAGUAAGAAAUCAGCAGAGAGGGAUGCAGCUGGGCAGGCUCUGGUGUGGUUGAAGGGCGACAGACGGUCAUCUCCCAGAGAUCUUGAUCAUGUUUCAAUGCUUUUAAAGAAGAGCAAGAGCAAGGGCAAGAGCAAAAGUCAAAAGAAAACUUCACUUAGUGGUGCUAAGUGGGAUUAAAAGUGACCACAAAGGACGAAGAGGUGAUGAUAUAUAGUUUAAUCUCCAUCAGGAAGAGAGCUUAUGGUCCAUGGUCCGAGGUACUAGGGGCUCAGGAUUUUCAGUAUGGGAGUUACUGCUAGAGCCCAGAAACUAAAGUGCAGCUCUAAAUCUAUUGGGAACCCUUGUUAUUGGGAAGGGGCAAGCAAGCUCAUACUUUGGAGGCACAAGCCAGGGUUUCAACCAACUGAAGAACUAGAGAGCAGUUCCUCUUUUUUGACAUGGAUGCUGCAAUUCAGUGCAGAAAUACCAAUUGUCUGUCGAAGGCCUAAUCUGCUUGUGGGGGAUUCUAUAUCUGUUGGUGGAAUAGAAUCAGAAUUACCAUUCAUUCUACCAGAAAAGAAGAAUCAUAAAGAUGAAAAUUUAUAUACGUAAAGGUAGAGUAAGAUAGCUUUAGGUUUAUGAAUCCAAUCACAUUUCUCCUGUAGAUUAUUCAAGGAAGCAAGGCUCUUCCUCCUCCACCUGUGGUCAGAACUCACAUCUACUGGGGCCAGGUUAGUGGGAAAUUUUGUAUAGCAGAUUUGAAGACCUUGUGUUUUGGGAGACUAGUUGUAUAGUGCGAUUAGUAACCAUGACAUGCUUUUAUGUAUUACAUACACUUGCCAAAUUAAAUUAUAAGAAGGUGCUCUUCAGUCUCUA